Messenger RNA from Naegleria gruberi, 2136 nucleotides. RefSeq lists its product as uncharacterized. The coding region runs from base 1 to 2136 and encodes 711 amino acids. The transcript has a single exon. The record is from RefSeq and is a predicted model, not a curated record. Lineage: Eukaryota; Heterolobosea; Eutetramitea; Acrasida; Naegleriidae.
AUGGCUCAAGCUCGUACCGGUAAAUUAAGACAUGUUUCUGGUAAUAUUGCUAUUGCAAUGACACUCGAUGAAGAAUCAGUUUUGGAAUAUCAUGCUAACGGUCAAUAUUUUCUUAUUAAUGGUGUAAAACAAACUAUCCCUUCUGGAAAAACAAUUUCAUUGACUUCUAAGGGUGCCUCAGUUACAUAUAAUGUUCUUAAAUUUGGUCCAAAUAUUGUAAUUAAGAGUAGUUCUGGAGCAAUUAUUAAUAUGAAUGGUUGGAGUGUUUACAAACAAGGUAAUUAUAUCGAUAUUUCCUUUGAAGCUCCUGCAACUCUUGAUAUCAACUAUGGUUAUUGUGUAAGCUCCACCAUGGGUGUUCCAAAGGAAAGUUACUUUGCCAAACCAAUGAAGAGGGUUGCCUUGAUCAAAUCAUCAAGUGUUAAUGCUGAACUUAAAGAAGCAACUUCAAAGGAAAAAGAACAAGCUCGCAAAGCGUGUGCUAAGGCAGGUAUCUCUGAAAAGGAUCAUCCAAACGAUUUCAAGUCAUGUUACGUGGAUGCGUUGAUCAAUCCAGAUAAUGCUUCAAGUUUUGCCAAGAGUAUGCUUAAAUUGCAGAAAAUGGAAAAGGUGUCAAGUAAGGAAGUUGCCAAGGAAGCCAUUUCACAAAUGGAUAAGAAGGAUUUAGUUAAAAUUGUUUCUAAAGCCGCUGUUCAAGAAGCAAAGAAGCAAGAUGUUACACCUGCAAGUGAAAAGAAGGUUGCCAGUGCUUUGAACACCUUAUCAACCAAUAAGUUACUAUCUACAUUGGAUAAAAUUAUUGAUAAUAAGGCCAUUGUUAAGAUUGAACCACCAAAAGCAAAUUCAUCACCAACUACAAAACCAAACUCAUUCACUGUCAGGUCAGUUUCUGUUAAACCUGUUCCAACACCAACAGUUAAACCAUCAAACCCAGUUAAAUCACCAACAGUAGUUCCAGAUGUAAAGCCUUCUCCAGUACUAACAAAACCUGUACCGGUUAAGCCAACAACUAAACCGGUCAGUGUUGCUACUUUCACCUCUAGCCCAAAACCUGUUGAGGUUAAACAAGUAUCAACUCCAAAGCCAACAGUUAAACCAAUCUCAAAGCCUGUUGAAGUCAAACCAGUAGUUAUUACCAAGCCAUCUGAGUCAGUUUCUGUAAAACCAACAAUUAAACCUGCAACACCAAAGCCAACAGUUAAACCAACCAAUAACGGAGUUAAGCCAGUUAUUCCAGAUAUCAAGACUCCUAAAUCUGUUUCUAAACCAACAGAGUUGACUUCAAUUAAACCUGAUUCAACACCAACUAAACCAGUUAGCGUAAAACCAACUAAACCAACUGUUGGAAAACCACCAGCUUCCACUCCAAAACCAGUAUCAUCAGUUUCCAUUGUAAAGCCAAGAGGAACAGUCAAACCAGUUGUUAAGCCAACAGUUAAACCAAUCUCCAAACCUGUUGAAGUUAAACCAGUAGUUGUUACCAAGCUAUCUGAGUUAGUUUCUGUAAAACCAACAGUUAACCCUGUAGCAACUCCAACAGUUCCAAAGCCAACAGUUAAACCAACAAGUAAGCCUUCUGAUUUGCUCUCUGUUAGACAUUCUGCAACUCCAAAACCAGUUAAACCAGUAAUUGUUACUAGACCAAAUAGUAGCUCAGUUCCAACACCAAAACCAACGGCACACAAGCCAACUCAAUUACUCAAUAGUGAAAGACCAACUGUAGUUGAAAAACCAGGUACUAAGCCAACAAUGAAACCAACGAAACCAGUAUCUAUUAAGCCAACAGUCAAACCAACAGAUGGUGUAUCGGCUAACCCAGCAGAUUUCACACUUGUUACAAAGCCAACAAAAUCUUAUGGCUUUGUAAAACCAACUUCUACUAAACCAACAACUGCCCCAACCAACCCUGUGUCAACUAAACCAGUUAAGCCAACAACUAAACCUGAUUCCACUCCCACAUCAGUCAAGCCAAUCUCAAAGCCAAAGCCUGUUGAAGUUAAACCAGUAUCAACCCCAAAGCCAGUAUCAUCAGUUUCCUCUGCAAAUCCAAUCAAACAAACAGAUGUAAAGCCAAGAGGAACAGUCAAACCAGUAGUUGUUAAGCCAACAGUUAAACCAAUCUCCAAAGCCUGUUGA